GUCAGCCGCGCGGCAAGGCAACGCGAACACACCCGAAGGUGGCCCGAGCUCACUCUGUCGACGAGUUCGAAAUCCAUACUCCGAACUCACUUGUACUUGGGGAUUUUUUUCGCGUCGACUUUUUUUCCCGCCUCCGCUGCUGACGGCGGCUACUUCGGUGCCAGUUAAGCGGAGUGUGUGAGCGCGCGUGAGAGGUGACGAGACGCAUGCGAGUGGUUGACGCUAUGCUGGGACACGAGUUGUGUUCUCUAUAAGUUCUAAGUAAAGCAGGAACGUAGUGUGGGUCGGUGCUAUACCGCAGCGGCGGGCGUUUCAGCUACGCGAAGGCGGUGUGUAGUAGCCGUGGACUCGAUCUUCACGUAAUUUGUAUUCAAGGCGGAACUUUCUCACGUGGACCGACCGCACAUUGUUCGAUGUUGGGAGGAAACUCGAUCACCGUUUUAGAUGAGCUCGCUCGCCGGGAUCACGGUCUGGCUCGGCGGCAGUGAGAAACGGUUGACAGGUGUUACGCGCAGCACCACCUGCGACGAAAUCAUCUACGCGCUGCUGAAACGCGACGGCGCGCCGCCCGACGUCAACCCGUGCACGUACGGCCUAUUCGAGCAGUGGAGAGACGUCGAGAAGCAUCUGCCGGGCCGCAGCAAGCUUGCGAAGGUAUGGAACGCGUGGAGCGCCGAGCAGAGAAACGUCAAGUUCGUUCUGAAGCGCGUCAGCUCUACCACGUACACGUCGCGGUCUUCCAAGUCUAAGAUGAAGUUCAAGAAGUCGAAGCGCGACGCGCGCGACAAGAAGUCGAGCGGCGACAGUGGCGCCGCCACCGUCUCGUCGGCGCCGACGAAGGAGACGUCGUCGGCGAAACACGCGGCGGCAGCGUACGCGAAUAAGAAACGCGAACACUCGAAGGACAAGAUUAUAAGCGACUGCAUCGCUACUGCAGAGGCGAACUCGCAUCGCAACACCGCGGCCGACGUCGCCGAUCGACAUAAGCGUGGCCGACACUCGAAACCGGCGUCGUCCGCCGACCAGCGGCACGUCCGCGACGACGCCAGAACGACGCUGAACGUCGACGGCGGCCGACGCGCCGAGCGACGUCAGCACGCGGUACGUCGUGACGCAGACGUACCGCCGGCAUAUCGCCAUCCGCCGCCGACGACGACGACGACGAAGUCGCCCGACGGCCGACGACUCGAGAACUUCGUGCAAUUGAUCAUCUCUCAGGACCAGAAGCUGCGCGAUCAGCAGGAGCGACUGCGUCAGAUAGACGUACAGAUCGAGCUGUACGAGACGCGCACGCACAACAGCCGCAUCCAGCAGGACGGCCAGAACUACGUGCAGGACGCCUACAUGAGCGACUACCAGGAGGCGUCGUCGUCGUCCGAUACCGACGUCGUCAGCCUCGGGAACCUGUCGGCGAACGAGCUGCGCGACUACACGCGCGUCUGCGAGAGCGUGCUCGACGUGAAUCGACGCAUCGUGCGCUGCGAGGAGUCCGUUCACGAUCUGUCGGCGCAGAUCCUCGACGAAACGCUGCGCGACGACGCCGACGCUCGCAGCACGGAGAGUCUGCUGAACGCCGAGCUGGCGGCGAUCCGCUGGCGCAUAGAGCAGAACGUCGCCUCGCGGCUCGCGCAGGAGACGCACGGCGACGAGCUGCAGCGACAGUGCGAACAGCACGAGUUCGAGCUGGAGCGCAAGAAACAGUUCUUCGACUACAUGAUGCAGCAGCUGUCGAUGCUAGACAAUGACGAUGCGCGCAACGGCGCUGGCGAUGACGUUGGCGAUGACGUUGACGUUGGCGAUGACGUUGGCGAUGACGCCGGCGACGAGUCGCUGUACGAGAGCGAGUCGAGCUAUCACGACAGCGACUCGCAGUGCGGCGUCUACCGCGUGUCGAAAUACCACGACGGCGUCGACUUGACGAGCGACGAUGACGUCACCAGACCGCCGCCUCCGCCGCCGCCGCCGCCAUCUUUAAUCGGCAGACGAACAGCCGAGGUUCGCGCCGAUCCCGCGUUACCUAUAAAAAAAACAAUGGCGACGGCGGUACCACCCAGAGAGAAGAAGGAGAGCGAGAGGGACGGCGGGAAGGGCACCGGCGGCUGGUCCCAGAAGGAAGCCGACCGCUCUGUGAAGCCGGCAGCGCCGCCGCGGUCGCGUGUCGCGCCUCGGCCGCCGAGUCCGGCGACGUACGAGACAAUCUUCGACGUGUCGGCGAUCGAGAAGCGAGUGUCGUUCGCCGACGACAUCGAGCUGAGAAGCGACGGUUCGCCGUGCGGCUACGGUCACGGCAAGUUCUACGACAACGACAGCAACUCGGACGACACGGGCUUGAGCUCGCUACACAGUAGCGAAGAGCUCGGUUACAUACUGGAAACAUUAGUGUGACUGCGCGGCAAUGAAGCUGGACUACUCGAGUAAUUCAUGUAUAUGUGUAUGUAUGUGUACACACACGCGCGCGCGCGCGCACACACACACAUACUCACACACGCGCGCG
Molecule: messenger RNA, 2494 nt
Organism: Priapulus caudatus
Lineage: Eukaryota; Metazoa; Priapulida; Priapulimorpha; Priapulimorphida; Priapulidae
Product: ras association domain-containing protein 10-like
Exons: 3
Coding region: 445-2385 (646 amino acids)
Biological process (GO): signal transduction
Source: RefSeq, a predicted model, not a curated record